ACAACAACGGAUAUUCGGAACAAAUGUGCAACCGAUUUCGCUGGCACUUCAGCGUCUGCUCCAAUGGCUGCCGCAAUUAUUGCACUGGGCCUCGAAGCCAAUCCAUCGCUAACAUGGCGUGAUGUACAGCACGUUGCCGUAUGGACAUCGGAUCCGAUUCCACUUCUAAUUUCUAAUGAAGGCUGGAGCAAAAACGCUCGAGGACUGUUCGUUAAUCCUCGAUUUGGAUUUGGUAAAUUUUUUCACCUAAAUGUUUGGAAACUAAUGCUGCAGAGUCAAAUUCAGUAUUAUUUAUGGAUUUUCUAA
Molecule: messenger RNA, 306 nt
Organism: Gongylonema pulchrum
Lineage: Eukaryota; Metazoa; Nematoda; Chromadorea; Rhabditida; Gongylonematidae
Source: the annotation of a GenBank genome assembly